AUUAUUCAACAUUUUUGCAGUGAGAAUAUUUGUCUGGCGACGGCAGCAGCUAUUCAGCGGAACGGUUUGUGUCUCCCCAGUCAGCGGAAAGUUUGUUCCCCAAUCCACCUACUGAAGAACGGCAGUACCUACUGUUGUGUCGCAUUUGGGCCCUUCUGAUCUAACUGGACAGCGGCACAAGUUUUGUGUGUUUUUGCAUUACUCAACUCUCUCUCUCCAUCCUCGCGCAAAACUUCGCCCGGUUAUCGAUGCAUCCUUUGCUUGUGUCGAAAUUCAGUCUACUGACGCAAUUUGGCCGAUCGACAGCAGCCCUCCAGCGAUUCUCGUUCCACACGUCCAAAAUGGUGCUCAUCAAGGAAGGAGACAAAAUCCCAUCGAUCGACCUGUUCGAGGACUCGCCGGCCAACAAGGUCAACAUUGCGGAUCUGUGUGCCGGCAAGAAGGUGAUUCUGUUCGCCGUUCCCGGAGCGUUCACCCCGGGCUGCUCCAAGACCCAUCUGCCCGGGUACGUCGAUAAGGCGGCUGAUUUGAAAUCAUCCGGCGUCGAUGAAAUCGUCUGUGUUUCGGUGAACGACCCGUUUGUGAUGUCCGCCUGGGGCAAGGCCCACAACACCGCCGGCAAGGUGCGAAUGCUGGCCGACCCAUCGGCCGUGUUCACUAAGCAGCUGGAUCUUGGAACCGAGUUGCCCCCGCUGGGAGGAUUGCGCUCCAAGCGAUUCUCGAUGGUGCUGGAAAAUGGAACCGUCAAAACGUUGAACGUUGAACCCGACGGUACGGGAUUGUCCUGCUCGUUGGCAGAUAAAAUUAAAGUUUAGUUCUCCUAAAACUAACAGCAGUUUUUCAAUUACGAUGUAACCCUUUCAAUUUCUGAGAUCAAUUAACACAGUUUAAUGAAAAUUGGAAAACCAAUAAAUUGCACAUUCAAUAUGAUAAAAUUUAAAAUUCGAAAUAAAUGUAAUCUAAUUACUACAAACAUAAA
Molecule: messenger RNA, 979 nt
Organism: Uranotaenia lowii
Lineage: Eukaryota; Metazoa; Arthropoda; Insecta; Diptera; Culicidae
Product: peroxiredoxin-5, mitochondrial-like
Exons: 2
Coding region: 249-815 (188 amino acids)
Biological process (GO): cell redox homeostasis; cellular response to oxidative stress; hydrogen peroxide catabolic process
Cellular component (GO): mitochondrion; cytoplasm; peroxisome
Molecular function (GO): thioredoxin peroxidase activity
Source: RefSeq, a predicted model, not a curated record